GGUAUUCCGAAUAUGACCUUCAAACCCAAUAUGGCUGCGCCCAUUGUUGUUUAGUAAUAUUUUAUAUAAGUUUGAAAUUAAAUAAAAAUGUAGCCCAAACUGACAUUCUCUUUCAUUAGCUAUGGGGUUUCCACUAGGGGUUUUGAAAUGUCACCAAAACUUACCUCUGAUAACACUACGGUGGUACAGCAGAACUGUCGCCAAACCGUCGUGGAAACCUAAAGUUAAACAUGUUUGGCGAGUGCAUUCUUAUUCAACAAAACCAAAGGUUGCAGCAACAGUUUGUGAAACAAACAUUGAACAAAAACCAAGGAAACCAGUUCAAUCUGAGACAAAAGUUAUCCAAAUUAAAGUGCCAACAGAUCUAUCUAAGUACCUAGAUAAUGACAAACUACAUUUACUCCAGAAAAAGGCAGCUGUUAAAAAUCAAUCUACCUCAGAUGAGACUGAAGGGAAACAUGAUUUUACUACUGAAAGUGACGACCUUACUCUUUUUAUUAAAAACAGUAGAGUUCAGUUGAAUGUCAACAAUGCAAGACAAAUGAAAGAAGUUGAGGUAAAGCUCCCAGAACAAAACAAGUCAUUACAAAUUAACUUUGAUUAUGAUGAUGGUAUGAAAAUAGAUGACACCAAUCCAUCUCAGAAAAUAGAGUCAAUGACAGAGUAUACAUGGAAGGAAGUUAAACUGGAUUACUCUAAGCUACCUGAGUACUACAUGAAGCUUUCCAAAAUAAGAUUGACAGGCUUGGUAGUAAUUACAACAAUGGCAGGGUAUGCUGUAGCUCCAGACCCAUUCAUCCUGAGUACAUUUCUUCUAUGUACUGUUGGUACAGCCCUUACUUCAUGUUCCGCUAAUGCAAUGAAUCAGUACUUUGAAAUUCCAUUUGACUCCCAGAUGAAUAGAACAAAGAACCGGGUUUUAGUCCGAGGACACCUGAGUUCAUUGCAUGCAGUAACAUUUGCUGUGAUAACUGGGUCUACAGGACUUGCAAUUCUGUCCCUAGGUGUAAAUCCUCUCACUGCCACCCUGGGAGCUUUUAACCUUGGAUUGUACACAUUAGUUUAUACACCAAUGAAAAGAUACAGCAUAUUAAACACAUGGGUUGGUUCCAUUGUUGGUGCUAUACCUCCUAUGAUGGGAUGGACAGCCUGUACAGGAAUGCUGGAACCAGGAGCAUUCCUGUUAGGUGCUAUCCUGUAUGCCUGGCAGUUUCCUCACUUUAAUGCACUUAGCUGGAACCUACGACCAGAUUAUUCCCGUGGUGGAUACAGAAUGGCUAGUGUGGUGAAACCAGAACUGUGUAAACGUGUAGCUCUCAGAUACAGUAUAGGAAUGAUAGGACUGUGUAGUGUGGCACCUCUGGUUGAUCUCACCACAUGGACAUUUGCUGUGGAUUCAUUACCACUCAACAUCUGGCUAACUUACUUAGCCUGGAACUUCUAUAGAAAAGGGGAUAGCAAUUCAUCAAGAAAAUUAUUCCGCUUUACUCUAAUUCAUAUACCAGCAUUGAUGAUUCUUUUGUUAAUUGGGAAGAAAUAUGGACGAGAUGACAAAACUGAUAAAGCAAAAAUAUUACAAUCAAUUAAAAGUUUUAUACCUGUUACAUGAUCACAGCUAAUUAAAUAAGUAGGACUAGUAAAUGUAAAAUAUGUCUUUCUGUUUGUUCUCUGUGAAUUGGUUACAUAGGAAUUAUUUACACCAGGUGGCUCUGUAAUUAAUGUAUGAAGGAAUCUGGUAGUGAGUGAUAAUUGUUAAACAGAAGUCAGGUGCAAAAUUGAUGCUGGGUUAUUUUAUUGCUCCUAAUUAUGUUAUUUAUUUUAAGUGACUGUUAAUAUCAGACAGUAUCAUGUACACUAGAGUUUUCUCUUAAAAUAUACAGAAAAUUCAGUCAAUCCGCUCAAGUGAAAAAAUUACAUUUGAAUGAAAAAUAACAGACAGAUCAAUAUCCUUUUGAAAAGGACAUCGUUAACUGUAAAACUUCUUAUUUAAUUUAUGGACACUUCUGCUUAUACUGUUUUCAUUUUAUUUUAAUUUUAUAAGAUACCUAUGACCAUGUGAUAAAAAAUUAUUAAUGAAUUUUGUAUUUUGUUUGUUUUGCAUAAUUGUUCUCUCUAAUGUUUAACAGAAACAAAAGUUUUAAAUAUUUAUAAUGAACAUUGAAUGUAAACAAUAAAGAUGCAAUGAGUUAAG
Messenger RNA from Ruditapes philippinarum (Manila clam), 2191 nucleotides. Its product is annotated as protoheme IX farnesyltransferase, mitochondrial-like. Gene Ontology annotation, molecular function: protoheme IX farnesyltransferase activity. Gene Ontology annotation, biological process: heme biosynthetic process. Gene Ontology annotation, cellular component: mitochondrion; mitochondrial membrane. NCBI's taxonomy places the organism in Eukaryota, Metazoa, Mollusca, Bivalvia, Venerida, Veneridae. The transcript has 6 exons. The coding region runs from base 122 to 1609 and encodes 495 amino acids. The record is from RefSeq and is a predicted model, not a curated record.